AUGGCGCGUUUAAGCGGAAUUGCGGCUCUCACUCUCCUGCUAGCCGUUGCCCUCGUUCUCUCAGCGUAUGCUUCGAAAGCGGUUGCCCAGCAGGUGGAGCGAACUUCGGAUGGUAAAUAUUCGUGUGCUGAUGUGAGGAAGGGCCAAGACACCUCCGCGCACCCGUCCCUCUCCAUCUCCCACCGCUCCCACGAGCACAUUGAGAUCUCGCCAGAGCAGCACAGACGCGGCGAGCUCACGCUGCAGCACCUCUCCCACUGCCACGUGUCUGUCCGCGGUGUCCUCUCCGCCGUCUUCCUCCGCCACGUGCGCGACUGCCACGUCAUCCUCUGCCCGGUGUCAGGAGCCUGCCACGUGGAGGACGCGUCAGGGAGCACUGUAGCUGUCGCGAGUCAUCAGCUGAGGAUACACCAGACAGAGCGCGCCGAUUUCUAUGUCCGCACGCGCAGCAGGCCGCUUAUAGAGCACUCUAAGGGUGUCAGAUUCGCGCCUUAUAGUAGGGAGUAUGAUGGGUUGGAGGCGGAUUUUAAGGAUGCUGACUUGGCGGUGGAUGGAGGGCUGUGGGCCCACGUGGACGAUUUUGGUUGGCUGCGUGCGGUGCCGUCGCCGAAUUGGUCGGUUAUUCCCGAGGAAGAGAGGAAGAGCUUGGCAGAGGCGUGA
Molecule: messenger RNA, 660 nt
Organism: Closterium sp. Naga37s-1
Lineage: Eukaryota; Viridiplantae; Streptophyta; Zygnematophyceae; Desmidiales; Closteriaceae
Source: the annotation of a GenBank genome assembly